Messenger RNA from Strongylocentrotus purpuratus (purple sea urchin), 3731 nucleotides. RefSeq lists its product as uncharacterized. The record is from RefSeq and is a predicted model, not a curated record. Gene Ontology annotation, molecular function: calcium ion binding. The coding region runs from base 521 to 2311 and encodes 596 amino acids. NCBI's taxonomy places the organism in Eukaryota, Metazoa, Echinodermata, Echinoidea, Camarodonta, Strongylocentrotidae. The transcript is spliced from 14 exons.
ACAACCAGACACGGGAUAAUCGGCUGACCGCACUCCAACUAUAGCUUUGAAGGAUGUAGUGGCUGUAGCAGAACAAAUAAUAAAAGUACUAGACAUUUCAGUACAAACAGAAACUUAUUUGUCCGUGUGUGCUCUAUCAUCAAAACAAUUUCUCAUACACAAAUUUGUUUGCAAAUGAUUGACGUCUCUAAUUAUUGAAGUUUCUUUUGUGAAGAUGUUGAAGUCUAUACAGGAUACUGUGUGAAUGAAACGUGAAUUCUCUUUCUCAAGAGAAGGAAUGACACAAGGUCAAUAUUGUGGCUUGGACAUUAUUGAAAAGUUAAUUGCUUGCGGCCAAGCUAUACGUAUAGUGGACAUUACACAUUGAUUUCUUUGCUUCUGCAUGAUGAUGUUCAUCGUUUCGUCUUCUUCAUGUUCUGGGAGCGAUAAUUCACAGAUUAUUCAUCACUACUGAUGUGACAGUUUGGGUUAUUUCGUGGAUAUUUAUCAAGUAUUCUGAGAAGACCAAUUCGACGAAAAGAUGACAAACGCGGACUACCAGGCGCUUCUCUUUUCUCGAGAUCGUCUUUCUCUGCUGCAGAAAGGACUGACAGCUGUGAUGAACGCUAUGCAAGGUGUACUGGCUGUACAGGAUGAUCUAGCAUCAUCAGGAAUGAUGUCUAUUAAAGCAGCUGAACAUGCUAAGCAACUUGAACAGAUCGAUAAAGAUUGUUGGGAAAGGAUAAGAGUUGAACUCCUGGAUGUUUACAAGUCCUUCCAGAAGAGAGCAUCUCAUCCUCCAGGGUUUGAGAUCAAUGGUAAUGACCUAGCUGCGGACCGUAGCAAACAGUCUGCUGCCGAGUGUCUGCUCGGGCUUACAGAGCGGGUCGACGAGGUGAAGAAGGGACUCGAUACCAGGUUAAAGGUGACGGCCAAACGAGAAGAAAAUAUGAUAAAGGAAGUGAAGUUAUUACAAGAACAACUUUAUGACGAAAGACAGCAAAGCGUAGAGCUGAAGUGGAAAGCUCAAGAAGCCACAGAAAAUGCAGGGAAAUACACAGUACCCGUCUUACAAAAACAGCUCAAAGAAAAACAAGAAGAAAUUUCACAAUUAAAACGGAACGGCACUGUUCAACUUUGGGAUAAGGAGAAGACAAAGCUUAUGGAAAGCUCCAAGCAGCGUGAAGAGAAACUUACCAAAGAAUUAGCAGAUACACAGAAGAGAUUUGAAGACAUGAAGCAGAAAUUGACCGAAAAAUUACGAGAAUCCGAAGAGAAGCUGAAAAUACAGAAGAUGAAAGACGUCCUCGAUAAGAAAACCAUCAACAAAAACGAAUUGGAGUUAGAGAUCGAAGGAUUGAAAAGAAAGAUCUACUCUAAGGAGAAAGACGUGGCUCGUAUUGAGGAAGAGAUUAUCAACCAACAAAGAUUGGCUGUCGGCUGCUUUAAAGGCAUUCAGAAAGAUUUCAAAAUCCUAUGUACCCGCCAAGAACAGAACAAGUAUAAGAAGGUGGAUGCUAAGAGAUUUAAGAAGAUACUCAACGCUAUCUGUGUUGGAGCUAAGGAUGGUCGACUCGACAUCACUAAGGCAGAUCUACCUCUCCAAUACAUCGCAUUACCAGAGGAUCUUACGGGUCACCCCAUCAAGAGGAGCUCGGGCAAAGUGCUGGUUUCGAAGCAGGACAUCCGACAUCACCUGAGCCCUAUAGGUAACGAGGCAUCAUCACCUCCAUCAUCACCGGACGCGAGCCCGUCAUCAAGCCCGAAGUCGUCGAGGAAGAACAUGAAGAACGGUGGUGAGCGGAAACUAGAGCCGAUAGACGGAUCAGAGGAGAAUGAGAAAGAGGAGGCAAAGGAUGUAAUGGAAGAAGACCCGGGCAUGGCAUUCAGGAAAGCUACUAAUGUCAGGAAACGAAGAGAGUCCAGAGCAUCAUUAACCUUUCAACAUGUUCCACAUCCAGACUUAGUCGACUUUAGCAAUGCCCAUCUGGACAUCGAAUUGGCAUUAAAACAAUUUCCAGAGCUUACCGAAACACAGAUCAAGGACCAUUACGAUCAGUUCAGACGGUAUGAUACGAGUGGUGAUCUUUUACUAGACUUCACGGAAGUGGUUCGAGCUAUUCAGUCAACCGUUGGGAACUUUUAUUCUCCAGCCCAAGUCAAGGAAGCGAUGGGUGAGAUUGAUAGUGAUAAUAAUGAUACUGUGGAUUUCUCCGAGUAUCUCACCAUUGCGCUCAUGGUCACGAACAAACGAGGCAGAUCCGAAGUCUUCCGAAGUGGAAUCGUCAAACAUGGCGGACAGUCGGUUUCAAAAUUAUGUGUCAUUCAGUGAUGUUCUUGUCUAUCAAUGAUUUUCUUAUUUAUUAUCUUGAUUAUUUUAUUUAAAGUUCGAUCUUUUAUUUAAAAAAAUAUAACCUUGAAAGCAGUUGCUUUAAAUGAAAGUUUGAAAAUCAGAGAAACAGAUUUUUGAAAAAGUUUGAUCGAAUAAGAGAUUUAUUAUUUUUAAAGAUGAGUUCACUAUAAAUCAUGCAUAUUUCAAAUCGGCCAAUUGGUUAAUGGCAUUCUAAUGUAUUUUUAACAGCCCUACCUUUUUGCUCCUACACUCGGAAUUACUCAAAUAUAAUGUUGUUGUUUUUUUUUUUUUUUUUUUAGCAGAGCAAUAUUGAUGUAAAACAUAUAAAUAUAUCAUAUCCAUCAUUUUUGUGAACAGUCCAAGGAGCAAAAAGAAAUGUAUAUUUCGGUAUCCAGUGAUUUUAGUUUCGGCUUCAAUUUUAGCUUAUUGCUGCAUGUUUACCACUGUGCGAUACUACUUAUAAAGUGAGUGCAGGUGUACAAUAUAAAGCAUGAUAAUGGAACAGAUUCGUUUCUAAAUGCUUCAUUGUCUGAUGACCAAUUUAACAGAAUUAGAUUUACAUAAUUUUAUUUAGUGAUCUCAUCUAGGAUAAGCAGAUGGUAUAAGUUAUUAGGUCUAAUCAUGACCAUUAUCAGUAUUGGACGAUUUGUACAAAACAUUUUUUUCAUCAAAUAUGUGCCUUGUUUUUAUAUUCCACUCGCCAACUUUCACUAUGUUAUAAGACGAAUAUGAGUUCUGAACUGAGCGCUAGCUAGUCUGCUUCCUCAUAGUAAACGUUGUUAUAUCACUGUCCUAAAAAUACAACAUAAAGGAAUUCAAAAGAAUUCUUAAAUGUUUUUAUUUGUCUCUUGUUUUCAACGAGCGUUUGUUAUAUAUGUGCUUGUUAUAAUGCGGGGCAACUGUACCUCUUUUAUAAGCCAGUACAACACAAAGUGGGAUGAAAGUAGGACGAGUCCGGACCGGAGGACCUGGAUCGACUAGACCCAGUAAGUCGGAGAUCACGAUACACUUGCAGGGAGGAGAGAGGGGUGCAAGAGGGGUGCAGGGGGGCUCUGGGGUGUAUGUAUGGCACCCUUAUUUAGUUUAGUGAAUGUGGAAAUUGCCUUCUGGCAUCCCUCUUAUCCUAAAAGAUAUUUUGCCAAAAUAAAUUCAGAGAAAUUCACCUUUAUUUGUUAUACUUCCCCCAUUCCUCGUUUAAAUUAUUAUUUUUUUAAUGCAGAUUUAAUCAGAAUAGUUGAAUUGUUACUGUUAUCUCAGAGGCUUUUUUGCAGUAUUUGUAUGCGUACUUAAAAUUGCAAGUAUUUUUUUGGUUUAAAUAUAAUUUGUUGAUUUACAUUUGUAUAGAUUAUGUGUAAAUAAAGUAAAUAAAGUAUUAUUAAAUGUAGCUAUAUAGACCCUA